Molecule: messenger RNA, 3336 nt
Organism: Cuscuta epithymum
Lineage: Eukaryota; Viridiplantae; Streptophyta; Magnoliopsida; Solanales; Convolvulaceae
Source: the annotation of a GenBank genome assembly
CUGCUGCCUCCUGUAGUCCAUAAGCGAAGAGCCGACGAGGACGCUGUGAACUGCGAACACCAGCCGACCUGCGGCCACAAGCCGCGCCGCCGGACGCCGUCGACUACUUUGCUGUCCUUCCUCUCCGUCUCUCCCCUCUGCCUGUAGCUCCGAGCUUCAGCAUCUAGGCGACCAGGUAUACUCUAGCUCUAAAUUUCUAAUACUCUUUUACACUUUUAUUAAUUGAUUUUUUCAGGGUUAUUGUGUAUUAUUAUUGUUUUUUUUUGUUAUUUUUAGGGUUAGAGAAUCAAUUUGAUUAUCAAUUGAAUUUCUCAGUUCAUAAUAAUAUAGUUUUUAUUCAUUAUAAAUUUAUAAUUAUUAAAGAUAGAAAUAAAGAUUAGAGAAUGAUUUAUUUAUUACACAAUUGAAGUAUAUAGGUUGAUUUAUUUAUUGUGUGGACAUUUAAGAAAGAAUUAAUUAAAAAUUUCAAUUGAAUUUUGAAAUUGGGAAUACUUAUUAGUUUUAUGUACAACUAUUGUUUUUUCUUUUUAGUUUUAUAAUUUUAUAGAAUUAUUUUAAUUCAUACCAAUAUUAGAAAUGUUUUUUAGAAUGGAUAGUGAUUAAUGAACAUAUUGCCAUAAAAUUUGGAGCUGCCUCCAUCUUUUUGCAUUAAUAGAUGUAGAUUCUAUAUUAUUCAUGAAUUUUAUACUUUGAAGUCGCGUAUGGCACAACUUAAUUGAUGUUUUGAUGAAUAUUAAAAGUGUUGACGACUUUAUGUUCUUCAAAUUUUAUUUCUCUGACCAUCCCAUUGUAGCUUUCUGGAUCCGCCCCUAUAUCUGACCGACGCGCGACGGCAGGAAAGUGGAUGUAUGUAGUCGCGGCGGAGAAUCUGGAGCCCUGGAGGUUUGGACUCUAAUCAACUUGUAGAUGACUGAGCGGGCGGAGUGGCGGAGGAAUUUUCGGCAUCUGGGAAGACCGAUUGUUUGUAACUGGAAACAGAAGUUGAGGGUUCUGGAAUACUACUAAACCUAUAGAACGAUGUCGUUUCGGUUAAAAUAUUGAGAUUCCGGGUGUUUACAUGGUCCCUUCUUCGUAGCCUAUAUUCACUAAAAGAAUUGUCAUGAGGUUUGCCUCAAUCUUUACCCAUUUAUCAGCCUCAAAGAACCCCAGUUUUCGAAUUAGCAACUUCUUUCUCUUCUCCACAUCUUCAUGUUCACCAUUGUCUGCUUCACAGCAAUUCGUGACCCAUUUGCAGAAAAACAGGCAGAACAUAGAGAAAACCCUCAACUCAGUCAAAGCCAAAUUGGAUGCACCUUGUGUGACCCAAGUUCUUGAAAGGUUCUCAGUUGAGAACCCUCAAACGGGCCUGAGGUUCUUCAUAUGGGCUGGGCUUCACCCAUCAUAUAGACACUCUAGGCACAUGUAUAUCAAAGCUUGUAACUUUCUGAAGAUUGACAAAAACCCUAAAGUAAUCACAGAUGUGUUUGAGGCUUACAGGGAUGAAGAUGGCUGCGGAGUCAGCGUGCAAAUGUUUAGGGUCAUAUUUAAUUUGUGCAGAGAGGCUAAAGAUGCAGACUUGGGAUUGAUGGUGCUGAGAAAAAUGAAGGAAUUCAAUUGCAGGGCAGACGUGAUAUGUUAUUAUGGAGUGAUAAGGUUGUUGUGCGAAAAGGGAGAAAUAGAUGAGGCGAUGGGGUUGAUGAGAGAGAUGGGGCUCAUUGAUCUUUAUCCUGAUAUGGCCACUUACACAAUGAUAAUCAAUAAGUUGAGUGAUGUGGGCAGGUUGGAAGAGGCUUGCAAGAUGGUUAAGACGAUGAAGGGGCAAGGCUGCUUUCCAGGAACAACGGUGUAUUCUUCCCUUCUUGAUGGGAUUUCAAGAUUUGGGGGCUUGGAGAGGGCAAUGGAGUUGUUGGACGAAAUGGAGAAAGAAAGCAGCGAUUGCAGACCAAAUGUUGUCACCUACACAACUCUGAUUCAAGCGUUUGUUGAAAAAGGGUGUACGUAUGAGGGAAUGGCUAUCCUGGAUAAGAUGGAGAAUUUUGGAUGUAAACCAAACAGAGUGUUAGUGGCUACUCUGGUUCAGGGGCUAUGCAGGGAUGGUGAUAUCAACGAGGCCCAUAAGAUAGUGGAUCGGAUUGGUGGGAAUGGUGGUGGUAUUUCAAAUGAUGAGUGUCACAGUUGUUUGGUGAUUUCGUUGUUUCGGGUGGGAAGGUUCAAGGAGGCGGAGGCUGUUUUUAGUAGGAUGCUGGCUUCUGGUUUGAAGCCUGACACAAUCUCGUAUCAGACAAUGAUGAAAUGGCUGUGUUCUGAAAGAAGGAAGGAGCUUGAUGGAUAUAUGGCUUGAAUAUUGAAUAUCGAUCUUUCUACUGCUGAAUUAUGAUGAUUUGAUGAAACUAGGUGGUGAACUUGGAUACGAAAAAGUGAGUGGUCAAAUCAAAGACAAUAUCUCAAGCCAUCAAAGAGGUAGCUGCAUGGAGCACUUGCACUGUUGAUUGAUGCGGAUGAAGCAUGCUUCCCAUCAAUAUGGCAAAAGGUAAGAGCUCGUGAAGAGAUGUUCAGCUCUUUGCCUUUUGGAAUCUCCCAAGCUGCUACUGCUCGUAGUGUUCAACUACUCUGUUGUGUUUUGUUAAUUCGGUUUAAACCUCUUGUGCUUGCUACAUGUGUCAGGGUAUGCUAUUACUCCCUCCGUCCCCGAAAAAAGUUCCUCAUUUGACUUUCACACACUUUUAUGCAAGUAAACUUACCAGGAGUAAAUUUUUCUGUUUUGACACUGUUUCGACACUGUUUCGACACUGUUUGGCACUGUUUUGAUGUAGAUAACUUUCCAUUUAAGGAAAUGAGAACUUAAAUUAGGGACAUCCAAAUAAAGAAAGUGAGAACUUCUUUCGUUGACGGGGGAGUAUUUAAUUGGAGCUGCCUUCAGUAGUAAUUGCACAUCUGUAGUAAAACUUUUACUCUCUCCUCACCUAGAGACCAACCCUUGGAGCAGCAGCCAGGAGGCCAUGUUUGAGAGAGUCAAGUCAAGAUAAUUAAAUUUGGCUGGGAUUAUUCUCCUGAGGAAACUUUCAUUUUGGACUUACCUGCAAGUGCUCGGGAAAGGAGCAGCUACGAUGAAGAGGUAACAUGAUAGACUGAUAGUUGAUGGGUGACAAAAAUAUGAACUUGUUUUGAAUUUAUAACCCCCCCAUACUUUAGGGGUUUUAGAAUAGUGCGAUAUCCGAACUCCCAAAAGUACUUGUAACAUAUGUUUUCCUCUCCUUUGUUAAAUUCUUAAUUUUAUAUUGUGAUCCUCCUGAGCUUUCUGGGAAUAUACACAUUUUAAUUUAAGUACGUGGAAAGGGUAGACGGAAAGCUUGAGUC